AUGACUCCUCGCAGGCAAAUAUCUUCCUCCGCAGAGUGGGAGGGCUCCAGCCCUGGUUAUGCUUCGAGUUCUGGCUCUAGUGGCUAUGCUUCAUCGUCGAGUAGCAGCCACGCAAGUACCAGCACCGCCGCCACUUCGAAUUCAACCUCGAGCAUCAGGAAGCGUAUCAAAAGGGUCUUCAAUAGAAGAGAUGGCAAGGCGACAACGGAGGGUCCUCUAUUCCGGUAUCUCGUUCCUCCCAGACCACCCGUUGUCAAUUAUCACUACACUCGUGUCUUACCCUCUGGCGUCCCGAUAUUCAUCACGCCCUCUCAUCGCAAAUCUACACACCCAUCCUACCUCCCGACUUACAACUCGCCUCUCGAGUUCGGUCUACUAGAAUCUCUAAAUGGCAGGGCGGAGGAGGAAGGCAGGACGAUGGUCACCCUCGCCUACUUUGCAAAGAAGGACAAACGUGAAGAUCCUAAACUGUGCGAUUCAACGGAGAGGAUGGUCGUGUUGAAGGGGAAUUUGUUCGGAUUCCGCUCAAAUCGGUCUAGAACGAGAACUGGAGGGGAAGAGGAGACGUGGGAGGAAGAGCUACGGGAGAGGAGGAAGAGGGCCGAGAGGAAGAGGGUAAGAACGGAGCUGAGGGCUAUGAAACGGAUGGCGGGUGGUGCCAGUCGGGAUGGGAGGGGUGUGUUUGUUGUAAAAGCGGACGGGUGCUUGAUGGGCCCUGGUGUCAUUUGUAUUGCCAUGCCAUAUAUGAAAGCAGAUUUAACGGAGAUGUACCGCAACCCCAAGUGUCGAAGCUACAUGGCAAGGUAUGGUCGGGAGUGGGUCAUGCAGUUGGCGCUCGGCUUGAGCUUUAUACACGACAACGGAAUCAUCCACCGCGACAUCUGUCCCCAAAACAUCCUAAUAGACUUCAACCACACGCUCAAAAUCGCGGACUUCGAUUCAGCUUGGGUCUCUCAAAGUUCCUCUUCCAGUCCUCUGGCACUCCAAUCUGGAGUGAAGUACGCCCAUCGGCUCGUUGGUUCGAAAGGGUACAUCGCACCAGAGAUUAUCAGCCGUUGCGCACCCGGAAAGUGGACCCCUGCGCAACGCGAGUUCCUGGAAGGAGACCAUGAUGUAGACGAGCGGUAUGCUGAGUUUGCGAGGUAUGGGAAGGAGGUGGAUUGGUGGUCGCUGGGAUGUGUUGUCGCGGAGAUGUUGACGAGUGCCAAGGACGUGGGGUAUGCUGUGCUAUUUGGCAGGGACGAAACGCUUAGGCUGUUCGUCAAGAGCAGUCCUCUGGAGAGGGAGUGUGUGUUGAGGGCGUAUGGUCUACGUGGUUGGGCAUUGAGUCUUGUUCAUGGUCUCCUUGAUCCAAAUCCAAUAUCUCGGCUCGGCAUUUCGGGCCUUCGAAGGCAUUUCUACUUCAUGAUUAGGAAGGAUAACCCCGAGGAACCGAUACCCAAUCAUCCAUUCGAAGCCGACAGGAUGGAUAGGGAAGGGGAACUUAUGAGCUUGUUCGACGAUCCGAAAAAGAUUGUAAAGAAUGCUUUGGUCAAGGAGCCUCUACAAGGGCAGUAUCGCUCGUGGUUCGAGUGGGAGUCACCACAUAGGGAGAGCGUGACUUUGGGUGCGUACUCGCCUCGAGGCAAGCCUUCUGCGCAUGUUGUGCAGACAGUGGAAGAGAGGGAAGAGGUGGAUGCGAGGACGACAGAGUGGUGGAGUUGGAUCAGUCCUGUUGGAAGGUGGAGGGGCGGGCUUGAGGGGCGGGAUUAG
This is a messenger RNA of Coprinopsis cinerea okayama7#130, 1752 nucleotides long. RefSeq names its product AGC/AGC-Unique protein kinase. Lineage: Eukaryota; Fungi; Basidiomycota; Agaricomycetes; Agaricales; Psathyrellaceae. The record is from RefSeq and is a predicted model, not a curated record. Gene Ontology annotation, molecular function: protein kinase activity; ATP binding. Gene Ontology annotation, biological process: protein phosphorylation. The transcript is spliced from 8 exons. The coding region runs from base 1 to 1752 and encodes 583 amino acids.